AUGGAGUGUCCUCAUACCUAUCUAGAUACUCUCCGACCCCCCAGACCUAACCAGAGUGUCUACCGCGAAGACUGCACCCAAUGUUUCGAUUCCAUAGACGAUGAAGCUGGUCUUGACGUCUGCCUGCAUUGCUUCAAUGGUGGCUGCGCAGGAGAUCGUAACCACUCUCUACUCCACUACUCCUCUACGGAACACCCACUCGUUCUAAACAUCAAACGAACCCGGAAACAAGUCCAACGAGAUGAGCCCCCACCAAAGCUCACCAAACUCGCCAUUGCCGCGGAAACAGAGGAGGACAAGUAUGAUACAGUGACAAGAGUCAAGUGCUAUGCAUGUCAAAUACAAGAUCUGAAUAAGGACUCGGGAAAUCUACCUGCAGUUGUGGAUGGAGUCAUGAAGGCCAUGACUUUUGCCAAAUCAGAAGAAGUCAAGGCAUGGGAGCAAGAGUUUACGCCGUGCGAACACACUCUCUGUCUGGAGCAGCAGCCUAGCCGACAGAUUGAAUCACAAAACCUGGGUUCAUGUUCCAUGUGUGAUCUAAAGGAGAACCUGUGGCUCUGCCUGGAAUGUGGUAAUCUUGGGUGUGGCCGCGCACAGUUCGGUGGUAUUGGUGGCAACUCCCAUGGCUUGGGUCAUGCAACAGAGACCGGUCAUGCUGUUGCCGUCAAGCUAGGUUCCAUCACCCCAGAAGGCAAUGCCGACGUCUAUUGCUACGAGUGUAACGAGGAGCGGAUUGAUACAGACCUUGCAAAGCACCUCGCUCACUGGGGCAUCAACAUUGCGGAACGGGAAAAGACUGAAAAGAGCCUCAUGGAGAUGCAGGUGGAGCAGAAUUUGAAAUGGGACUUUUCAAUGACAACAGAAGAUGGCAAAGAGCUAUCCCCACUCUUUGGGCCUGGCCUCACUGGUCUAAAGAAUAUUGGCAACAGUUGCUACCUUGCAAGCACUGUACAAUGCCUGUUCGCCUUGCCGGAUUUUCAACAGCGGUACUACCACCCUGACGAACCGCUUCCAGCCACUGAACUCCCUGCCGAAGACCUAGAGACACAGCUGCGGAAGCUCGCUGACGGUAUACUCUCCGGCCGCUAUUCUCGUCCCGAAAACACCGUCCGUGCUACUCCCGACAAUCCGGAAGUACCGCAUCAGAAAGGUCUCUCCCCCGCCAUGUUCAAACACCUGAUCGGACGGGGACAUGAAGAGUUCUCAACUAUGAGGCAACAGGACGCUUUUGAAUUGCUCCUCCAUCUCUUCAAGCUCAUCAAUAUCUCCAACGGAUCUCGCCCUUCCGAAGACCCCGUCCAGUCUUUUCGCUUUGCAUUGGAGCAACGGUUGCAGUGUCUGAACUGCAAGCGAGUGCGAUAUAGAACUGACGAGCAAGACAACAUUUCAAUUCCUGUACCGGUCAGGAGGAAACCAGUAUCAAACGGUGACAGUGAAACAGCAGAUACGACGAAGGGUGCCGAAUUCGAGCCAGUGUCACUCAAGGAAUGCCUGGACAUCUUCACCGCUUCCACUUCCGUGGAAUUGACCUGUCCCGCUUGUAGCUCUAAGGCAGGCUUUUCAAAGUCGUCCAAGUUCAAGACGUUCCCCCGCAACCUCGCAAUCAAUCCUCUUCGCUUCGAAAUCAUCAACUGGGUGCCAACUAAACUCGAUAUCCCUGUUCAAGUAUCAGAUGAGCCGUUGGACCUAAGCAUAUAUAAAUCUUCUGGAUUGCAACCGGGCGAAGAGGAAUUGCCAGAAGAUGCAGACGUGGGAGAGUCUAAAUCGUCUUCAGCUACAUUUAUCCCGAACGAGGCCGCCCUUGAGCAACUUGCGUCUAUGGGUUUCCCUCUAGUACGCUGCGAAAAGGCACUUCACGCUACAGGCAACGCAGACGCCGAGGCCGCCAUGAACUGGCUGUUUUCGCAUAUGGAUGACCCUGAUAUUGACGAACCUCUAAAUCUUGGUGGCAGUAGUGGUGGCGGAACCGGCUCAACUGACGAUGCUGACAAGAUUGCUCAGCUUGGUGAUAUGGGAAUUAGUGUGCCACAAGCACGCAAGGCACUGCGGGAGUGCAAUGGUGAUGUCAACCGAGCUCUAGACUGGGUCUUCAGCCAUCCUGACGAUCAAGGGGAUUUCGGCGAAGAUGUCUCUGCCGCUGCCAGUCAACCGAAGGCACUCCCCGGCAGUGAUCAAUUGCCUGCCAAGUUUGAACUUCAGAGUAUUGUUUGCCACAAAGGCGCCAGCAUUCAUGCCGGUCACUAUGUCGCGUUCAUUCGAAAAUCGAUUCCAGGAGAAGGCAAGGAACGACAGUGGGUUCUCUUCAAUGAUGAAAAGGUUGUCAAGGCGGCGGACGUGGACGAAAUGAAGAAGUUCGCAUACAUCUACUUUUUCCGCAUGGUAUGA
Fonsecaea nubica is the source of this 2385-nucleotide messenger RNA. RefSeq lists its product as hypothetical. Bases 1 to 2385 code for a protein of 794 amino acids. The transcript has a single exon. The record is from RefSeq and is a predicted model, not a curated record. Gene Ontology annotation, molecular function: protein binding; zinc ion binding; cysteine-type deubiquitinase activity. NCBI's taxonomy places the organism in Eukaryota, Fungi, Ascomycota, Eurotiomycetes, Chaetothyriales, Herpotrichiellaceae. Gene Ontology annotation, biological process: protein deubiquitination.